AUGGAUCAACAAAAGAUUGCAGAGUUUUGUGGAAUCACAGGAGCCGAUCCAAGCAUAGCACAAGCCGCCCUUGCAUCUGCAAAUGGAAGCCUUGACGAUGCGCUAGCUCUCCACUUUGCUCAACAAGAUGAGGAACCAAACAGUGGCGAAGAUGAAGAUUACGAAGAUGCUCCCGCCGCUGGAUCCUCCGCAGCAUCACAACCCACCUCCGCCCAACCUCCAGUUGUAUCAUCAUCCUCAGGCCCAGCCCGCACCACAAAGGCCAAGCGACCACUACAAAUGACGAUGGACGAGCUUAAGAAGCGCAGCGAAGAGGGAGAUGAUGACAGCGAAGACGACAAGCGUCCAGACAUGUUUGCUGGUGGGGAGAAGAGCGGGCUUGCCGUCCAAAACCCUGGUCAAGGCGGAGGCAAGGGUUCUGAUCACUUUAAGAACAUCAUGAACCAAGCUCGCCAAAACCGGGACCGGCCCAACGCUGAUGGCGAGGAGUUGGAGGAAGGAGAGAGGAGCACAAACUUCACCGGUCGUGCACAGACACUAGGAGGUGAUGAUGCGCCGAGCGAGGUUGUCGCAGAUCCUCUCGCCGAACAACGAUCCCGUCCACAGAAUCUGGCCCCCAUCACGAGAGUUCUGCACCUGUGGGCUGACGGCAUCAGUGUGGACGAUGGGCCGCUCUUCCGCUUCGACGACCCCGCCAACCAGGGCAUUAUGGCGGAGAUCAACCGUGGCCGCGCACCCCUCGCCUUGUUAGAUGUGCAGCCGGACCAGCCCGUCGACCUCAAGCUCGAGCCGCACAAGGAUGAGAACUACGUCGCGCCAAAGAAGACCUACAAGCCCUUCGGCGGUCAGGGUCAAAGGCUGGGGUCGCCGACUCCGGCACUGGGAGGCGCGUCAUCCACUACUACAUCUCAGCCAGCAGCGACGUCAGCCUCACAGACUGGCGGGCCGGCGAAAGUCGAGGUGGACGAGUCGCAACCCACCAUACAGUUGCAGAUCCGCCUGGGUGAUGGCACACGCCUGCAGUCUCGAUUCAAUGCCACACAUACCAUCGGCGAUGUGUACAGCUUCGUCGAUUCCGCCUCUCCAGCUUCGACCCAGCGGCCGUACGCUCUGAUGACGACCUUCCCCAGCAAAGAGCUGAGCGAUCGUGCGCUUGUGUUGGGUGAGAUGAGUGAUUUCAAGAGAGGUGGAGUGGUGGUGCAAAAGUGGAAGUGA
Molecule: messenger RNA, 1215 nt
Organism: Neohortaea acidophila
Lineage: Eukaryota; Fungi; Ascomycota; Dothideomycetes; Mycosphaerellales; Teratosphaeriaceae
Exons: 2
Coding region: 1-1215 (404 amino acids)
Biological process (GO): Golgi organization; membrane fusion; proteasome-mediated ubiquitin-dependent protein catabolic process
Cellular component (GO): cytosol; nucleus
Molecular function (GO): ubiquitin binding
Source: RefSeq, a predicted model, not a curated record